Molecule: messenger RNA, 801 nt
Organism: Linnemannia hyalina
Lineage: Eukaryota; Fungi; Mortierellomycota; Mortierellomycetes; Mortierellales; Mortierellaceae
Source: the annotation of a GenBank genome assembly
AUGAAUAAAACCGAUAAACCAAGAGUCCUCAUUGUGGGUGCAGGCCUGGCAGGUCUCUUCCUUGGCGGCCUUUUGGAGAGGAGCGAUGUUCCGUACACCAUAUUUGAACGUGCAGCCUCUGUUAAGCCAGUCGGAUCUGGUAUGAUAGUGGGCCCUGCCCUUAUUCCCACCUUCCAGCAGCUUGGAAUCUAUGACGAUCUCCUUGCAAUCGGACUGAGGAUGGACCACUGCGUUUACUACAAGGAAUCGAUGGAGCCCUAUAAACCGACCGACGUCAACCUAGUCCACGAGUUCACUGGAUAUUACAACUACGUCGUGUCUCGACCCAAGCUGUACGAAAUCCUCCUCAAGCUGGUCCCCGCCCACAAGAUCCAGUAUGGGAAGCGUGUACUUAAAAUCGUCGAGGGGGAGGACAAGAUAAUGGUCUACACAUCCGACAAUGGCGUGAACGAGGGCGAUAUCGUUGUAGGAGCCGAUGGAGCUUACAGUGCAGUUCGGCAGAGGUUGUACGAGCAAUUGAAGGUCAAAGGAGAGCUACCCGAGUCGGACCAUGAGGAUCUCCCCUUCAGCACCACCUGUUUGGUUGGUCAGACCGAGUCUCUUGAUCCUGAAGAGUUCCCCAUUGUUAAGGAGCAGUACUGUCAGUUCCUCGCUAUGCUAGGAAAAGAUAAGCCAUUUACCGUAAGUAAAAAACAAGCUACAGUUCGAUUGAGGAAAAUAAUUGAAAAUCAGAAGGCGCUCACUCAUAAUGCUACCCCGUCGGUUUCUCUUUUAGUGGACAGUAAUGUCUACCUCAAGUAA